AUGCAACAGGAGAAAGUGAUGAUGAUGAGGGAUCCAGGUCCAAAGGAGCCGCUGGACGCCAUCUUGAGGCGUCUGCAGGAGGACGUGGUGACUUUUGUCAAAGAGCAGAUGCAGAGGAUCCAAAGGCUCCUGGCAUCAGAUUACCCAGAAUGCUCUGAGAGUGAGGAGGAGAGCAGAGAGGUUCUGAAGAUCGCCCUGGACUUCCUGAGGAGGAUGAAGCAGGAGCAGCUGGUCCAGCGCCUGCAGAGCAGAAGCACUGUUGGAGUUUGUAGAGAUGAACUGAAGAAGCAGCUGCAGCAGAAGUUCAGCCGUGUGUUUGAGGGCGUGGCUAAAGCAGGAGACUCCGCCCCCCUGACCCAGAUCUACACAGAGCUCUACAUCACAGAGGGCGGGGCCUCAGAGGUCAACCAGGAACAUGAGGCCUUACAGAGUCCAAACGGACACCUGGACCUGUUCCUGCGCUUCCUCCUGGGGCUGUCUCUGCCGACCAAUCAGAGGCUGCUGUCAGACUCAGACCUGCAGGACUUUGACCUGAGGAAAUACCGGGCCUCAGAGACAGCUCUCCUGGGUCUGCUGCCGGUGGUCAGAGCCUCCACCAAAGUCCUGUUGAGGGACAGUGGACUGUCCCCUCACAGCUGUGGUCCUCUGGCCUCAGUCCUCAGCUCCUCCAGUCUCACACACCUGGAUCUGAGUAACAACGACCUCCAGGACUCAGGAGUGGAGCUGCUGUGUUCUGGACUGAAGAGCGCCCCCUGUGGACUGCACACUCUCAGGCUGUCUGGAUGUCUGAUCUCAGAGAGGGGCGGGGCUGCUCUGGCCUCAGCUCUAAGCCCCGCCCCCUCCCAUCUGAGAGAGUUGGACCUGAGCUACAACCAUCCAGGAGGUUCAUCAGAGCUGCUGAAGGCUCUACAGGACGACCCACACUGCCCCCUGCAGGAACUCAGGUUGGAUCCUGCUGGAGAACAGUGGAUGGUUCCAGGUCUGAGGAAGUAUUCCUGUCGAGUGUCUGUGUUCCUGGACUCUGAGGCUGGAUCUCUGUCCUUCUAUGAGGUCGUCUCUGAUGGAGAACUGUUCCACCUCCACACCUUCACCUCCUCCUUCUCUGAGCCUGUGUUUCCUGGGUUUGGACUGGAGCAUGAACGUUCCUCUGUGUCUGUGGUGGAUCUGAGGAGAGCGCCCCCUGCUGGACAAUACAAUACUUCCUCUUAA
Messenger RNA from Knipowitschia caucasica, 1209 nucleotides. The record is from the annotation of a GenBank genome assembly. NCBI's taxonomy places the organism in Eukaryota, Metazoa, Chordata, Actinopteri, Gobiiformes, Gobiidae.